GUGCCGCGGGAGGCGGGCCGGUGCGGGGGGCGGGCGCUGCCCGCGCGUCUCGCAGCCGGCGGGCGAUGCGCUUCCUCCGCUGAGCGCAGCGCGGCCGAGCCCGAGCCGGCAGGAUGACGGUGGAGUUCGAGGAGUGCAUCAAGGACUCGCCCCGGUUCCGGGCAACCAUCGAUGAGGUGGAGACGGAUGUGGUGGAGAUCGAGGCCAAGCUGGACAAGCUGGUGAAGCUGUGCAGUGGCAUGCUGGAGGCGGGCAAGGUGUACAUCACCACCAACAAACACUUCGUCAGCGGCGUGCGGGACCUGUCCCAGCAGUGCAGGAAGGACGAGAUGAUCUCGGAGUGCCUGGAUAAAUUUGGGGACAGCCUGCAGGAAAUGAUCAAUUAUCACAUGAUCCUGUUUGACCAGGCCCAGAGGUCGGUCCGGCAGCAGUUGCACAAUUUUGUCAAAGACGACGUGAGGAAGUUCAAGGAGACCAAGAAGCAGUUCGACAAGGUGCGGGAGGACAUGGAGAUCUCGCUGGUGAAGAACGCGCAGGCGCCGCGGCACAAGCCGCACGAGGUGGAGGAGGCCACGGGCACCCUGAGCAUCACCAGGAAAUGCUUCAGGCACCUGGCCCUGGACUACGUGCUGCAGAUCAACGUGCUGCAGGCCAAGAAGAAAUUCGAGAUCCUGGACGCGAUGUUGUCCUUCAUGCACGCCCAGUUCACCUUCUUCCAGCAGGGCUACAGCCUCCUGCACGAGCUCGACCCCUACAUGAAGAAAUUGGCCACCGAGCUGGACCAGCUGGUGAUCGACUCAGCCGUGGAGAAGAGGGAGAUGGAGCACAAGCACGCCCUGAUCCAGCAGAGGACCCUCCUGCAGGACUUCUCCUACGACGACUCCAAGGUGGAGUUCAACGUGGAUGCCCCCAACGGGGUGGUGAUGGAAGGUUACCUCUUCAAGAGAGCCAGCAACGCCUUCAAAACCUGGAACAGGAGGUGGUUUUCCAUCCAGAACAGCCAGCUGGUCUACCAGAAGAAGCUAAAGGACGUGCUGACCGUGGUGGUGGAGGACCUGAGGCUCUGCACGGUCAAACCCUGCGAGGACAUCGAGAGGAGGUUCUGCUUCGAGGUCGUCUCCCCCACCAAGAGCUGCAUGCUGCAGGCUGACUCGGAGAAGCUGCGCCAGGCCUGGAUCCAGGCUGUGCAAGCCAGCAUCGCCUCCGCCUACCGCGAGAGCCCCGACUGCUACUACCUCGAGAGGCUGGACAGAACAGCCUCCCCCUCCACCAGCAGCAUCGACUCGGCCACGGAUUCGCGGGAGCGCAGCGGGAAGGGGGAGACGAUCCUGCAGAGGGUGCAGAGCAUCCCUGGGAACGAGCAGUGCUGCGACUGCGGGCAGGCAGACCCCCGCUGGGCCAGCAUCAACCUGGGCAUCCUGCUGUGCAUCGAGUGCUCCGGCAUCCACAGGAGCCUGGGUGUUCACUGCUCCAAGGUCCGAUCCCUCACGCUGGACUCCUGGGAGCCAGAGCUGCUGAAACUGAUGUGUGAGCUGGGCAACAGCACCAUGAACCAGAUUUACGAGGCGCAGUGUGAGGAGCUGGGGCUGAAGAAACCAACAGCAGGGAGUUCCAGGCAGGACAAGGAGGCUUGGAUCAAGGAGAAGUACGUGGAGAAGAAGUUCCUGAAGAAGCUGCCGGGCGGGGAGGCGCUGGCCGAGGGCGAGCGCAAGCCGCGCCGCUGGUGCGUCAAGAAGUGCCAGAGGCACAGCAGCGGCUGCAGGGCGCCCACGGCGCGCAGGAAAUACCGCCAGGAGCCCGGCGGCGCCUGCCCCGCCAUGCUGGCCUCAG
This is a messenger RNA of Pyrgilauda ruficollis (rufous-necked snowfinch), 1830 nucleotides long. RefSeq names its product arf-GAP with coiled-coil, ANK repeat and PH domain-containing protein 3-like. Gene Ontology annotation, molecular function: GTPase activator activity; protein binding. NCBI's taxonomy places the organism in Eukaryota, Metazoa, Chordata, Aves, Passeriformes, Passeridae. The record is from RefSeq and is a predicted model, not a curated record. Gene Ontology annotation, cellular component: cytoplasm. The transcript is spliced from 18 exons. The annotation marks the transcript as partial.